Molecule: messenger RNA, 8238 nt
Organism: Oncorhynchus nerka (sockeye salmon)
Lineage: Eukaryota; Metazoa; Chordata; Actinopteri; Salmoniformes; Salmonidae
Product: zinc finger protein 260-like
Exons: 3
Coding region: 1145-2902 (585 amino acids)
Biological process (GO): regulation of transcription by RNA polymerase II
Cellular component (GO): nucleoplasm
Molecular function (GO): DNA-binding transcription repressor activity, RNA polymerase II-specific; RNA polymerase II cis-regulatory region sequence-specific DNA binding
Source: RefSeq, a predicted model, not a curated record
UUCAGUAUAAAGAAAGCACCAGGACGAUGCAGUCAAGAAGAUAAGCUAAGUGUCCUUUUCUAUUUAUUACUACAGGUAUGUAGUAGCACGUUUAAACGUUCUGAUAUCAAAAUAAUAUGUCAUAACAUUUUAGGUAAUGAAUCCGUUAAGGUAUUAUCACGUUUGGUAAAGGUUUGAUGUGUAAUUUUUGUGUCAAACCGAGUGAAGCACAUGAUAACUAAGUUACAUAUUUAGAGGCUUUAGGGUUUGUCUGAGUGGAUGUACAUAAUUUUCGCAAGGUUAUUUCAUAAAUCUAUUUACUUGAGAUUUCUGAAUUUGUGUUGCAAGUUGUUGUUUUUUAUGUAAAAUUCACGAGCUGGUAAAAUGGCGGCGCCACUCGGUUUGCGUCAACGGACUUUUUAUAUAUAUUUUUUUAUUGCAACAAUAAUAACAAUAUUACACAUCAAUACAGGGACAUUACUGUGAAUACAAUGACAAAACAUGUAAAGUCCAGGCAGAGAGACAAUUUCACGGUUCCACCACUGUUUUGAAGCUUAAUGUAAUGAUCAAUAGUUUUCUACAUGUGUAAUAAUAUUCAGACACAUUCAGUUGUUUCUACCUUUAUCUAUAAAUGUUACUAUGGUGUGAUUUAAAUAAUACAGUGAAGACAAGGUUAUUCAUAAAAUAGUACAUAGUGCUGCCUAAAACAAACGGUAACCUUGUACUAAAUGUUUUUGAGUCAUUUAUGCAUUUGUGAAUUCAGGACAUCUACUAUACAUUAAGUGCACUUAAGUUGUGUAGCCUGAUUUUAAAGUGUAUACAUUGUCCUAAUGGGAAUCAGAUCUAUUGAAAUCGGAUCAGUGCUUGACUUGGACAGGAGCUCACCAGAGCGGAGUACCGGCACCUCAAAUUUCUGUUUGAGCUCAUGUUCCUCUUACAGAAUAUUAGCUCAACAGUAUUGUAGCGCUCCUGCACCUAAAUAUAAACAAUUAUUUUUUGAGAAUAAAUUAAGUGCCAGAACUUCCAAGACAAUAACUUUUGGGUCCGUUUCUCAUUAUUACUACAGGCCGACUCAGAUUAAGUCUGAGGCCGGUAACAUCAACAGUGAGGACAAACCCAGUCUGCCUCUCUCCUACAGGCCCAGGUUGCUCUGCAGGAUCCAGAGAUGGCAUCAGUGAAGCUGGAAGACUGCAGUCAAACACUGGAGCUGAAUGUCAACAUUAAAGAUGAAGAAGAGGAGGAGAUGAUUGGGAAAUCUGUUAGUCAUGGCCGACUCAGAUCAAGUCUGAGGCCGGUAAUAUCAGCAGUGAGGACAGACGCAACCUGCCUCUCUCCUUCCACACUGAGUCCAAACCUACAGUCACGGGGUCCUGAUUGUGACAGCGGAGCCCAGUUUGCACUGCAGGAUCCAGAGAUGACAUCAGUGAAGCUGGAAGACUGCAGUCAAACACUGGAGCUGAAUGCCAACAUUAAAGAUGAAGUGGAGGAGAAGAUUGGGACAUCUGUUUCUCAUGGAGACCACGUUGAGACAUUCUCUACAUCCAGAGAGCAACAGCAGGAAGAUCACAGAGCUAAGAGGUCUCACCACUGCCCACAUUGUGAGGAGAGUUUCCCAAUUCUAUCAAAGCUAAAAAUACACCUAAAAAUACAUACAGGAGAGAAUCUGUAUUUCUGCACUGACUGUGGGAAGAAUUUCACAACAUCAAAGGCUAUGACAGUUCAUCAGAGAGUACACACAGGAGAGAAGCCUUACUUCUGCUCUGACUGUGGAAAGAGUUUCUCUCGACGGGGCGACCUAAAAACACACAAACGUAUACAUACAGGAGAGAAGCCUUACUCCUGCUCUAAUUGUGUAAAAUGCUUCACCACAUCAGGUGAGCUAAAAAUUCACCAGAGAACACACACAGGAGAGAAGCCAUACUCCUGCUCUGACUGUAGGAAGAGGUUCUCUCAACUGAGCCACCUAAAACAGCAUGAACGCAUACACACAGGAAAGAAGCCGUACUCCUGCUCUGACUGCAUAAAAUGCUUCACAACAUCAUCUGAACUAAAAGUUCACCAGAGAACACACACAGGAGAGAAGCCUUACUUUUGCUCUGACUGUAGGGCGAGUUUCUCUCAUCUGGGAAACUUAAAACAACAUGAACGUGUACACACAGGCGAGAAGCCUUACUCCUGCUCUGAUUGUGGAAAGAGUUUUUCUCGACGGGGCCACUUUAAAACACAUGAGCAUAUACAUACAGGAGAUAAGCCUUACUCCUGCUCUGAUUGUGGAAAGAGUUUUUCUCGACAGGGCGAUCUAAAAAUACAUGAACGUAUACAUACAGGAGAGAAGCCUUACUCCUGCUCUAAUUGUAUAAAAUGCUUCACCACAUCAGGUGAGCUAAAAGUUCACCAGAGAACACACACAGGAGAGAAGCCAUACUCCUGCUCUGAUUGUAGGGCGAGUUUCUCUCAACUGAGCCACCUAAAACAGCAUGAACGUAUACACACAGGAGAGAAGCCUUACUCCUGCUCUGACUGUAGGAAGAGUUUCUCUCAAUCGAGCCACCUGAAACAGCAUGAACGUAUACACACAGGAGAAAAGUCUUACUCCUGCUCUGGCUGUGGAAAAUGCUUCACAACAUCAUCUGAGCUUAAAGUUCAUCAGAGAACACACACAGGAGAGAAGCCUUACUUCUGCUCUGACUGUGGGGCGAGAUUCUCUCAACUGGGAAACUUAAAACAACAUGAACGUAUACACACAGGAGAGAAGCCUUACUCCUGCUCUGACUGUGGGGCGAGUUUCUCUCAACCGUGCAACCUAAAAAAUCAUAAACGUAUACACACAGGAGAGAAGCCUUACUCCUGCUCUGACUGUAGAAAGAGUUUCUCUCAACUGGGCCACUUAAAAAGACACCAAGGUAUACAUAAAGGAGAGUAGCCUUACUACUGCAAUGACAGUUUCCACAGUUUUAAAUAAUCAGCUGAGCUAAACAAUCUUCAAAGAAUAUACACGGGAGAGUGGCCUUUCUUCUGCUCUUACUGUAGCAAGAGCUUCUCCCGAUUGGGCAAUGUAAAAACACACCAACGGCUACACACUUGAGAGAAGCCUCAUCAGUUCUCUCAGACCAGCUGAGAUUAGUCACUCCACUUAAUUCUUCUCAUAAAAUAAUUUGCAAUGUUGAAUUGGAUCAAAUGAAGAAUGUAUAGAACACUUUUAGUCUUAUUGUUUCUCACUGUGAGAGAACAAUGCAGAGAACAGGGAGCGUUAUGGAAUGAUCAGUGAGCAUCUUGUCAAUUUUGCAAUUUUGCUGACAGUUGUGAAUCUGAUGCAGCCGAAGAGCUACUGCCCCUUUACCUGGGAAAGCACCGAACAACAGACAGGGAUGUUGGACCAUCGAAGAGGUGCAAAUAUGAUGAGACCUACAUUGAUUUGGGGUUCACUUAUAUUGGGAAUAGUGCCUUUCCUCAGCCAAAGUGUGUUUAUAGCUCACAACUGAAACCUUCACUCUUGCGCAGACAUUUAGAAAAAAGCAUGCCAAAUUGAAAAAUAAGCCACAGGAGUUUUUUGAGCAAGAAUUAAGACAACUUUCGAGUAGUAAGACACCUAUUAAAGCAACAGAUACCAUUAAUAAGAAGGGGCUAGAAGCGUCUUAUACGGUGAGCUACCGAGUGGCUAGGACAGGCAAGCACCAUACUAUUGUGGAGGACUUCAUUCUUCCUGCUUCCGUGGAUAUGGCUGGAGGAAAGGCCCCAAAAAACUAUACCGCAUUGGUGACAUGGCAAGAGAUGUUUUGAUGCCUCCCGGGUGGCGCAGUGGUUAAGGGCGCUGUACUGCAGCGCCAGCUGUGCCAUCAGAGUCCCGGGGUUCGCGCCCAGGCUCUGUCGUGACCGGGAGGUCCGUGGGGCGACGCACAACUGGCCUAGCGUCGUCCGGGUUAGGGAGGGCUUGGUCGGUAGGGAUGUCCUUGUCUCAUCGCGCACCAGCGACUCCUGUGGCGGGCCGGGCGCAGUGUGCGCUAACCAAGGUUGCCAGGUGCUGGAUGCUGGCUUCCGGGUUGGAUGCGCGCUGUGUUAAGCAGUACGGCUGGUUGGGUUGUGUAUCGGAGGACGCAUGACUUUCAACCUUCGUCUCUUCCGAGCCCGUACGGGAGUUGUAGCGAUGAGACAAGAUAGUAGCUACUACAACAAUUGGAUACCACGAAAUUGGGGAGAAAAAGGGGUGUAAAAAAAAAAAAGAAAAAAAAAUGUUUUGAUACAAUUACUGCUUCGUAUAUACUAAUUAAGGAAGACAUCCUCUUCUGCAAACUACUGGAAACCAGGACAACAGGAUACCUUUUUAAAGUACUGGACAGCUUUGUGACAUCAAAUGGACUUUGGUGGUCAAGAUGUGUUGGUAUCUGUACUGAUGGCGCGAAAGCCAUGACAGGGAGACAUAGUGGAGUGGUAACGCUGGUGCAAGCAGUUGCUCCCGACGCUACUUUGGUACACUGCAACAUCCACCGAGAGGCUCUUGCUACCAAGGGAAUGCCUGACAGCUUGAAAGAUGUUUUGGACACUACAGUGAAAAUGAUUCACUUUGUUAAAGCAAGGCCCCUGAACUCUUGUGCAUUUUCUACACUAUGCAAUGAUAUGGGCAGCGACCAUGCAACGCUUUUACAACAUACAGAAGUGCGCUGGUCAUCAAGGGGCAAAGUAUUGACACGUUUUUUGAAAUUGAGAGACGUACUUAGUUUUUUUUUUUUACUGACCAUAAUUUUCACUUGUCUGACUGCUUGCAUGAUCAGUUCCUCACAUGACUGGCCUCUCUGGGUGAUGGUUUUUCUCACCUGAAUGAUCUGAAUCUAGGAUUACAGGGACUCUGCAGCUAUAUUCAAUGUGCGGGACAAAAUUGAGGCUAUGAUUAAGAAGUUUGCGCUCUUCUCUGUCUGCAUUAACAAGGACAACACACAGGUCUUUCCAUCAUUGUAUGAUAUUUUUGUGUGUGAAAAUGACCCUAAGCUCAUGAACAAUGUCAGAUGUGAUCUUGCGAAGCACCUGAGUGAGUUGGGUGCGCAAUUACACAGGUACUUUCGCGAAACGGAUGACACAAACAGCUGGAUUCGUUAUCCCUUCUAUGCCCCGCCUCCAGUCCACUUACCGAUAUCUGAUCAGGAGAGCCUCAUCAAAAUUACAAAAAGCGGAUCUGUGGAAAUGGAAUUUAAUCAGAAGCCACUGCCAGAUUUCUGGAUUUGGAUGCGCUCAGAGUAUCCUGCCUUGGCAAAUUGCGCUGUAAAGAUACUGAUGCCCUUUGCGACCACAUACUUAUGUGAGAGUGAAUUCUCGGCCCUCACUAGCAUAAAAACUAAAUACAGGUACAGACUGUGUGUGGAAAAUGAUUUAAGACGGAGACUCUCCAAUACAAACCAACAUUGCUAUGUGCAUCCUCUCAAGCACAACCUUCUCAUUAACCUGUGGUGAGUUAUUCACAAUUUUCAAUUAACAAGUAAGGUUUUAUAUGUAAAAUGGUUAAAGAACGAAAUGUAUUAUUAUUUGUGCCCUGGUCCUAUAAGAGCUCUUUGUCACUUCCAACAUGCCGGGUUGUGACAACAACUCACACUAAUUUCUUAUGUUUAAUAAAUGUAUCCUAUUGUGUGUGUGGCUUAUAAUAUUUGAGUGCGCUGACCCUGGUGCUAGAGGGGGUACGCAGCUCGAGGUUGAAUGUUUGAAGGAGUCCGGGACUAUAAACAUUUUGGGAUCCACUGGUCUAGAUAAUCCCAGUUCCUGCUGUGUCAUGCUGAUGGGAAGACUAGGGUAUGGAGAAAACCAUGAGUACAUGCAUCCAUGCCAUGUGUCAGCAUUGCAGGCUGGUGGUGUGAUGGUUGGGGUGUGUUUUCAGGGCACACAUUGGGCCCCUUGAUAAAAGUGGAACAACAUUUGAAUGCCACAGGAUAUUUAUACAUCAUUGCCAAUCAGGUGCCUCCCUUCAUGGCAGCAAUGUAUCCAUCUGCAAAUAGAUUUUUUUCAGCAGGAUUAUGCCCCAAGGCUUGUCCAGGAACGCUUCCACGAACAUAAAUGAAUUCAGCUUACUGCAGUAGCCUGCCGUGUCACCAGAUCUCGAUCCAAUUGAACAUCUGUGGGAAGAGAUAUUCACUCCUAGCCAACUUGGCACAACUGUGGGAAGCAUUGGAGUCAUGGCCCAGCAUCCCUGUGGGUUUCUUUCCACACCAUAUAGAGUUCAUGGCCUGACGAAUUGAGGCUGUUCUGAGGACAAAAGGAAUUGCAACUCAAUAUUAGGAAGGUGUUCCUAAUAUUUUGUACACUCAGUGCAAAAGGAAAGUAUUCAGACCCCUGGACUUUUUCCACAUUUUGUAAUGUUACAGCCUUAUCAUAAAAUUGAUUACAUUUUUAAAAAUGUCCUCAAUCUACACACAAUAGCCCAUAAUGACAAAUUGAAAAAAUGUUUUGGCAAAUAAUAAAUAAGUAUUCAUACCAUUUGCUAUGAGACUAAAACUUGUUCUCAGGUGCAUCCUGUUUCAAUCUAAUAUCCUUGUGAUGUUUCAACAACUUGAUUGGAGUCCACUUGGUAAAUUCAAUUCAAACAGGCACACACCUGUCUAUAUAAGGUCUCACAUUUGUCAGAGCAUAGUGAAGCAUGGUGGUGACAGCAUCAUGCUGUGGUUAUGUUUUUCAACGGCAGGGACUGGGAGACUAGUCAGGAUCGAGGAAGUUAGCAAAGUACAGAGAGAUUUUGAUGAGAACCUGCUACCGAGUGCUCAGGACCUGUUGACUAACUGUUGAAGUUAAUUGAUAUGUUUGUACAAUAAUUUGUUCUGGGCAACAUCUUCUCUUGUGUAUAAUUUUAAAUGAAACAAACUGUUUUAAUGUGUCUAUAUAUAAACCAAAUUUGAUCCCAUUCAUAUUCCUACAAACAAAUGGCCCACACUGUGUAUAUAUAAUUGUUGACAUCCGAUGGUCAUUCUUAUGGUGGGUUGCAAAAUGCAGGAUCCUUCCAAGUUGAACCCACCAGAGGGGGACUGUCAUGACGGUCCUGUGAGGAUCAGGUUACAGUGGAUCCCGGUUCUACAGAGCGAUCUCUCCCUCCCACAGUGGGGGAGAAGUAUAGAGGGAUUGACGGGGGGUGUGUAUGACCUCAUGCCCAUCGUAAAUUAUAAGGCAACAGCCCAACUCCAUUCUGUUCUCUGUGUGAGACUGGAAUGUCUGUGUGCAUUAGGAAGAGUUUACAGCCCAAAACUACAGAGCAUCAAAUAAAUGGACUUUGGGACAUGUAUAUUUGAUCAGCCAAAUGGUGGAAACAAUAUGAAAAUUAAUGUACAUUUUAUGUUAUUAAAAGUUGAGGAUGUUAACAAAAACAUUAACUUGAAGAGUUUUCAUACUGUAUAUGUGAUGUUUACAUACUUUGUGUAGAAAAUAUCCAGAUGAAAGAGAACGUUUUGGUGAUAAGACUGAUUUUAGUUGUCCAAACGAGAUCAUAGAAUAUCCUAAUACUUUGUAACUAGCUACGCCCCAGGGAACCCAGUGUGUGUCAUAAAGAUGGAAACGCCCCUUUCUACUCUAGGGUAUAAAACAUGAGUUAAGAAUUUACAUAUCAGACUAAGUUGACCACGCGCUGAGGUCUACGACUAGUCGUGACCCCGAAACGCAACACGAGGUUGAAGACAAAGUAAAUCUCUGAACAAUCAAGUUUAUGGUGGAGAAGCUAUUCUAAGUACUGUAUCUAGGACGUUGAAUUUAAGCAGAACCAUCCGGUUAUUCUUUUCAAGUCACCGGUUGUCUACACAGCCCUCUUACCCACGCCGGGAGCAUCGACACGCCUGAUUAGCCUCCUCAGAAGCCCACUCUCACAGAACGAGUGCAAGGAAACUGACAACUAUGAGAAAGGACAUUGACAUCGUUUGGAGAAUCAGAGACUUGCACCUGAAGACGAAUGAACAAGGCGUUGGCCAAACCUUUCCCACUAAUCGGAACUCGACCCACAAAGAGAUACCCAACGGAGACUUUCAACACGUAAAUACAUGCAUUACACUUUUAACCCAUAACAGGGGCAGUUCAGGGCAAGGUGUUAGGGCUGAAACUAGGGCUGAAACUAAGCAUAGUUUACAAAUGUAUCCAAGUGUUGAAUUUCUCUCUUUCUCUUUCUGUCUAUGUAAAUCUCUAUCUUGUGUUGGUCCACUAGGGACCUGUUGCCAUUGUAUGAAGUUCUAACCAAUAACCUAGACUGUUUGUGUAUAUGUAUCUUAUGUUAUCGUUUAGCUUGUUAAUAAAUAAUCAACUCAA